AUGAAGCAAAUCGGUGAAGCAACUCCAGCAUACGUCGCCUACCGCAAGCUCAAGACUAUCCCCAAGAACGCUCCGCUCUUCGACCGCACCAUCAAUGGCGGUGCUGUCGUCCACGAAGGCGAGAUCUUCUGCCGACUCCCAGGCCUAGGCAGCCGCAUCUGCGGUGCCAAGUGCGGCAAGGACCAGGACCACCUACCAUACCACAUGGAGCAAAUGACGGAGCCAAUGAUAAAGGCGCCAUCCGAGGACAAGGUCCACGCAGGAAGAAAGGAAGCAUUCUACGACAACGUCCUGAUGAAGGAUGGAGACUAUCCCGGCAAGCCGAAGGAGCGCAAGCGGGAGGCGGAGGAUGACGACGAAAGCGACUCAAGUGGCGAUUCUGGGCGACGCGAACUGAAGAAGUACAAGGUCUCCGACAUCCCUGAGUUGGAGGACAAGGAAGUGAGGGCGAAGACAGAACUUGCCAGAAUCCAGCACCGCUUGGCUGUUCUCAAGCGUCACCAGGCUGCCAAAGGAACUUAA
This is a messenger RNA of Fulvia fulva, 522 nucleotides long. RefSeq lists its product as uncharacterized. The transcript has 3 exons. The record is from RefSeq and is a predicted model, not a curated record. Bases 1 to 522 code for a protein of 173 amino acids. Lineage: Eukaryota; Fungi; Ascomycota; Dothideomycetes; Mycosphaerellales; Mycosphaerellaceae.